AUGGCCGACCAAAAGCCCUCUGCCCGCGACCGCGACCACGACCACGACGCAGACGAAGAAGACGUGGACGCGCUGCUCGCCUCUCUCGAAAACGAAGACGACUCAGCCUACCGCGCCCAGCGCCUCGAACAGCUGAACGCCGAACUCGCCUCCGCAAAACACACCCACGGCCGCCCCGACGGCGGCGCGGCAACCCGCACCCUCCAAGACAGCAGCUACCCGACGCUCAACAGCGACCAGGCGCUGCUGGACCUGACGACAGAGACGAAGCGGAGUGUGGUGCACUUUGCGCACCCGGAUUUUGCGCGGUGCGCGACGAUGGACGAGCACAUGCGGCAGCUGGCAGCGGCGCACUACGAGGUGCGGUUUGCGCGCGUCGACGUCCGCAACACGCCGUUUGUCGUGGAGAAGUUGAAGAUCCGCGUGCUGCCGUGCGUGAUCGGGUUCAAGGAUGGCAUUGCCGUCGAGCGCGUGCUGGGCUUCGAGGGGUUGGCGUCUGGCGGCCGCGACGGCAUGGAUGCCAUCAGCACGGCGACGCUGGAAAAGAGGCUGCUGUACAAGGGGAUCUUGAUGCAGGCGCGGCUCAAGGCUGGAGAGGACGGGUCGGAUGGGUCGGACGCGGAGAGCGACGAGGGCGGGAGAUCGCGCCCAAAGGGUCGGGCGAUUCGAAGCGGGAACGCACGCUACAACAGGAACGAUGAGGACGAUGAUGACGACUGGGACUGA
Messenger RNA from Aspergillus terreus NIH2624, 726 nucleotides. RefSeq names its product thioredoxin domain-containing protein. The coding region runs from base 1 to 726 and encodes 241 amino acids. The transcript has a single exon. NCBI's taxonomy places the organism in Eukaryota, Fungi, Ascomycota, Eurotiomycetes, Eurotiales, Aspergillaceae. The record is from RefSeq and is a predicted model, not a curated record. Gene Ontology annotation, cellular component: cytoplasm.